Molecule: messenger RNA, 369 nt
Organism: Medioppia subpectinata
Lineage: Eukaryota; Metazoa; Arthropoda; Arachnida; Sarcoptiformes; Oppiidae
Source: the annotation of a GenBank genome assembly
AUGAGUUCAAAUACAUUGGUCUGCAAUUCAAUCACACUUAAGGGAUCCGUUGAUAUCAUCACUGAGUUCUUCGAUUAUGGCAUUAAUAGUAUUUUAUAUCAAAGAGGGUUAUAUCCAUCCGAUCGGUUCAUUCAUUCCCAGAAAUAUGGGUUAACUUUAUUGAUGACAAUCGACGAGAAGCUGAAGGAAUACCUGGCGAUAGUGUUGUCACAACUGAAGACAUUUAUGGUGACAAAGAGUGUCCACAAAAUAGUGUUAGUGAUCGUCAAUAUGGAGACGACGGAGACUGUGGAGCGCUGGGAGUUCCUCAUCGAUGUCGACAAAAGUAUCGCCGAUUCCGAGGCCAAGAUUGUGGACCACAAGGAGAUC